Myotis davidii is the source of this 2163-nucleotide messenger RNA. RefSeq names its product androgen-dependent TFPI-regulating protein (gene ADTRP). The transcript is spliced from 7 exons. The record is from RefSeq and is a predicted model, not a curated record. Gene Ontology annotation, cellular component: membrane; endomembrane system. The coding region runs from base 279 to 968 and encodes 229 amino acids. NCBI's taxonomy places the organism in Eukaryota, Metazoa, Chordata, Mammalia, Chiroptera, Vespertilionidae.
CCUUUGAUAGCAUUCUCACAGUCUGCCAGCCUGAGAGAUCCUCCAAACCAAGCUUUUUUUGUUCUUUUCUUUUUCAAUCAACAAAAUGAAUUACCACCAACAAGCAAGCAAGACCUUAGCUCUUCGUUAUCCUCAGUCACAAUGACCAUAUUCAGGCAGAGGGUCAUUCUGCAGAAACCACAGCUCCCCGCCUGCUGGAGGACUUCAGCUCUUACCCAACACAAGACGCCAGACGAAAGCCACUUCAGACGUUCACAGCUUCCCGGCCAGAGUGAGCCAUGACGAGGACUUCUGCAUGCGUAUACCACUUCCUUGUUUUGAGCUGGUAUAUUUUUCUCAAUUAUCACAUCUCACAAAAAGGAAGGGAUACGCAGAUGUCCAAAAUCUUUCAAAAUGGUGGACAGUGGAAAUACUUGACACUCCUUAACCUGCUCUUGCAGGCCAUUUUCUAUGGGGUCGCUUUCCUGGAAGAUGUGCUGAAGAGAAUGAAAGGGAAAAAAGACAUUAAGUUCAUAACUGCCUUCAGAGACCUGCUUUUCACCACACUGGCUUUUCCUGUAUCCACAUUUGUAUUUUUGUCGUUCUGGCUACUCUUUCUCUAUGACCGAGAACUCGUUUACCCUAAGGCCCUAGAUGGUAUCUUUCCAGUGUGGCUCAAUCAUGCAAUGCACACGUUCAUACUCCCCUUUUCCCUGGUUGAAGUCAUCCUCAGGCCACACUGCUAUCCAUUGAAGAAGAAUGGACUCACCUUAUUGGCUGCUGCAAGUCUUGCUUACAUUAGCAGGGUCCUAUGGAUCUACUCUGCGACUGGUACGUGGGUGUAUCCUGUGUUUGCCAAACUCAGCCCAGUGGGUCUAGCAGCCUUCUUCUCUCUCAGCUACAUCUUUAUUGCCAGCAUCUACCUACUUGGAGAGAAGCUCAACCACUGCCAAUGGGGUGACAUGAGGCAGCCAAAGAAGAAGAAGUGAUUAUAUGCUGUUUUCCAAAAACUGAAAAGGAAGAAAACACAAGAGGGUGUUCUUUUCCCAUCUUUUGGGUUUUUUGUUUGUCUGUUUGUUUGUUUGGUGUGGGGAGGUGGUGGAGAAACAUAAGAAAGUAAAAAGGACAGGAAACAAUAUUUAAAUUAAAAAUAGGGUUAUGCAGGUAGCUCAAUUUGAGGACUUUUGGGUUUUAAAAGGCCAUGCAAAAUUAAAUCCUGCUGUCUCAGAAUUUGUGACCUUUGUCUGAACUCUGAAGAGUAUUGUCUGUGGUCAAAAUCUGACCAUAACCCCCCUCCCCCCAAAACAAAAAAACACACACACAAAAAACCCCUCAUAAACUCAGAGUUAGAGAAUGUUUAGACAGAGAAAGAAGUUCGGAUCAUUCAACAUCUUCACUUUACAGAAGAGGUUGCCGAGAAUGUAGGUGAGAAGUUACCUUCAUGAGGCCAAAGAGUUCAUGUCAGAACUAAGCCAGGAGCUUUUGUCUCCCAGAUCUUUUAAUUUCCAAUCCUGUGCCAUGUUUUUAAUAAUCCCAACUUUCCUAAAAACAAGCAUUUUCAUAAGCUAGUUAUUUUCAUGGAUUUCUCAUCUAUUUUUCCCCCUCAAUCUAGACAGAAGUGUAGGGAGAUUCUACCUGGUAUGGUAUAAUGGCAAAUUAUUUGGGGAAAUGAGAAAAUCAGUUAUAAAAAUAUUAGGAAACCUUUCCCCCUUGUGAGCAAGCAUCCAGGGCAAGUAUAAACACUGAACAUAAUGACAUUGUCAAAAUCUCUUCCGUUCAAGCAUUGAUUAACUUGUCAAAUAAAUGUUGUACAUUUUACUUGGGGAACAGUCUAAGUGGGAAGUGAUAUGAUUAUGAGGACUGCUGAGAUUGCUUUGGUACAAAGUACUUUGCUAAGUUAGUUUAUGAUUUAUCAAAGCUGAUUGUCAGCAAGCACAUUCAUGAACCCUGCUUCGAUUUUCCUAAUGGAAUUUUCCAGGUCUGUUUUUGUAAAGAAAUAUGUGGUGGGUAAAGAUAGUCAAGUUUAUUGGUGUGUCAAAGGCCCAGGGGCGUUGGGGUGUGCGCACCAGAAUAAAUUGUACUUGAGCUUCCCAACCAAACACGAUACAGGAGAAAUUUGGUAAAAAUGGGUAAAACCUGGUAACACUGUGGCUAGGACCAAAUUAAAUCUUGAUUGCUACAUAA